CCGCGCCGGCUCACAGGUCUUGAGUCAGGGCCUCUGGCGGCGGCGGCGGCCGAGCCCGCAGGCCUGCGGAGGGGGCUCCUGUCCGGGCCGGGUCUGCCGGUUGAGCGAUGGAGUGGCCACGCAGACUCCGGGACCCCAGGCUUCCCAGUCAUGAAGCAACGGGCCCUGCGCCUGCUGGACCACCCCGGGCCUGAAGGGGAGCCACCGCGCCUUCUCUCCUCUGGGCCCCCUGGGCCACAUCUGACCACGCGUCCGACUCUGGGCUUCACCGGCAGCCCCAGCAGGAGCCCUCUCCUGGGUCGGCUGGGCUGCCAUCACCCUUGAGAGCUGGCCCCUGGGCUAUGCCAUCCAAGGUGGCGUGCCUGGGGCAUUCAGACACCUCCCCCCCGCAGCCCACUGCCCAGGGGCAUCUGCAGCCCGAAAGCAGGAUGCUAAAAGGACAGCUUCCAAAGCCAGGCAACGACCUCGUACCCCACCCAGGGUCCCCGCCUACCAACGACGGUCAGGGGCCCGAGAAGGGCCCAGUGCCCCCUCCAGACCCUCCCGCAGCUGUCAGCGAUGAGGACCCACGAGCUAAGGCGAAACCCUUCGCCCCAAAGCCACCCGCGAGGCCCAGGCUGGAGCGAGCUCUGUCGCUGGACGAGAAGGCGUGGAGGAGGCGGCGCUUUCGAAACAGCCAUGAGGGCCUGGCCACGCGCCGUGGGAGCAGCCCCUCCAGGGGCUCUCUGCAGGACGAGGGCCCCCAGCCCGCCGCCGGCUCCCCGCCCUGCCUGAGCGCCUCGCUGCAGGAGAUCCCUACAUCCCGCAGGGCCCUGGGCGGUGCAGGGGGGAGCCCCUCCUCCUGGGGGCACUGCAUCUCCGGAAUGAUCAGCACCUCCCUGGACCUCCUGCACCGGGACGGGGCCUCGGCUGGGAGCACCCCCAGGCUGCCCGCCGUGGACCAGAAGGUGGCCUCCAACUGCCUGCGCGCAGCGGGCUCCACCGGCAAGCCCCGCCUGCAGGACAGACUGUUCCGGGCCCAUAGCAGCCUGGGCCCCGGCCGGCCCCCGAGCCCCCUGGCCUGCGAUGCCAAGUCCUCGUUCAGCCUCCUGGCACCCAUCCGCGCCAAGGACGUCCGCAGCAGGAGCUACCUGGAGGGGAGCCUCCUGGCGAGCGGGGCGCUGAUGGGGGCGGACGAGCUGGCCCGCUACUUCCCGGACCGCAGCCUGGCCCUGUUCGUGGCCACGUGGAACAUGCAGGGCCAGAAGGAGCUGCCUCCGAACCUGGACGAGCUCCUGCUGCCUGCGGAGGCCGACUACGCCCAGGACCUGUACGUGGUCGGCGUCCAGGAGGGCUGUUCUGACAGGCGGGAGUGGGAGGUGCGCCUGCAGGAGACGCUGGGCCCCCACUACGUGACGCUGUACUCGGCGGCCCACGGGGCGCUCUACAUGUCCGUGCUCAUCCGCAGGGACCUCAUCUGGUUCUGCUCAGAGGUGGAGAGCUCCACGGUGACCACGCGCAUCGUGUCUCACAUCAAGACCAAGGGGGCCCUGGGCGUCAGCUUCACCUUCUUCGGCACCUCCUUCCUCUUCAUCACGUCUCACUUCACCUCUGGAGACGGGAAGGUGGGCGAGCGGCUGCUGGACUACAGCCGAACGGUCCAGGGCCUGGCCCUGCCCAAGAGCGUGCCCGACACCAGUCCCUACCGCUCCGACGCCGCGGACGUCACCACCCGGUUCGAUGGCGUGUUCUGGUUUGGGGACUUCAACUUCCGUCUGAACGGUGGGCGCGCGGCCGUGGAGGCCGUCCUGGCGCAGGGCCUGGGGGACAAGGUGUCUGCCCUGCUCCAGCACGACCAGCUCACCCAGGAGAUGAGGAGAGGGUCCGUCUUCAAGGGCUUCCAGGAGCCAGACAUCCGCUUCCUCCCGUCGUACAAGUUCGACAUCGGGAAGGACUCCUACGACACCACGUCCAAGCAGAGGACCCCCUCCUACACGGAUCGGGUCAUGUACAGGAGCCGCCACAAGGGUGACAUUUAUCCAGUCAAGUAUUCCUCCUGCCCUGGCAUCAAGACGUCUGACCACCGCCCCGUGUACGGUCUGUUCCGGGUGAAAGUGAGGCCGGGGAGAGACAACAUCCCUCUUGCUGCUGGCAAGUUUGACCGCGAACUGUACUUAAUAGGAAUUAAAAGACGGAUUUCCAGAGAAAUGCAGCAGCGGCAGUGGCAGCGGGCGCCCAAGGACCAGCACUCCAGCGCCAUCUGCACCGUCUCCUGAGGAGACGCGCGCAGGGCCGUUUGCCGCCCGCAGCCGGGCCGUUAUCUGACCACAGGCGCCCCGGAGAAGACGGAAGAGGCUCCGGCCGGAACCCUUCUGGGACGCCGGCCACUCGGUCAUCAAGAAGCCAGCAGGAGGCCAGCGAGGCGGCACCAAGGCACCAGUGUCCCCUGUCCAGAACGAAGCCAGCCACACCCAUUCACAGCACGUCCCCAAGCACAGUCCCCCGCGCAGCCGCAGCACACCUGCGGUCCCUCAGGCCGGCGCGUGGGUCCGGUGGCUCUGCGUCGUUUGUGUGCCCAGAGUCGACGUUGGCAGCGCCCCGGCAGCCCCUCAAAUGCAGACCGGGAGGUGCCCCCCCAUCUGAGUCCAGGGGUCCUGCUACCAGAUGAGGGAGCUCCGGUCCCCCCAGUGUGCGUGAGGACCAAGCCGAGGCCUGGCCGGGGACAGGGGGUGGGGGGGGGGAGGGGAGAGGAGGCCUGGCCUGCGUGAGGGCCGCCCCUGGUCUCGGGCAGCUGGCCUCGGCCUUCCAGCCACCGCGCCGUCUGCCUCUCCUCGCCUGGUCUGGGGACUUGAGACCAUCUGCUUUCAGAACGCCAGCUACGAGCAGCGUUGACGGAAGCAGCGCACUUCCUGGCCCGAGAGACGAAGUUUAGGGCGCCCCCACCUCGCCGCCUGGGCCAGCGCCCUGCCGCAUUCCAUCUCUUUGUUAGAGGGUCGUGGUCACGCUUGAGAAACAUAGGCUUUGAAUGUGGAAAAACCUAGGGGCAUUCACGCUAGUCUUUAAAAUUAUUUAUUUUUCCAUAUUUAUAUUUUUAAAUAAAUCCAUAUAUUAAAUCUUAAA
Suricata suricatta (meerkat) is the source of this 3099-nucleotide messenger RNA. It is a transcript of the gene INPP5E, whose product is annotated as inositol polyphosphate-5-phosphatase E. Bases 342 to 2255 code for a protein of 637 amino acids. The transcript is spliced from 11 exons. Gene Ontology annotation, molecular function: inositol-polyphosphate 5-phosphatase activity. Gene Ontology annotation, biological process: phosphatidylinositol dephosphorylation. The record is from RefSeq and is a predicted model, not a curated record. NCBI's taxonomy places the organism in Eukaryota, Metazoa, Chordata, Mammalia, Carnivora, Herpestidae.